AUAGAUGGAAUCCCUGCACGAAAAGGCACUGAGAUUGGCUACGGUUCCCGCCGCUGCAAUCACCAUUAACCUACCCAUCACCAUAGAUGCAACCGCAGUCGAGCAGGCAGGAUUGAGAUCGAUGUUGCUGUUGAAACGGUAUAUUAGGUAUGCGUGCCCGUAGCCACUUGACGUCAAUGCUUGCCAUUCAGUGAGUUCCAAUUCAACCAGUUCAGCCUCGUUCGUGUAGCAUGAACAAGUAUCGUAAUCAGCGUCGCACUCUCCGACACAAUUCAGGGCAUUUUGACGAGCUUGGAGCAAGGUUCCGGCGGCUGGAGAGCCCUCGGUUAUGGCAAGCAGCGAAGCGAGUAGCAUCAACGCGGUUGCGGUGCAAUGCAUUCUGGCGGGCGAUAGCUGGAUUCAGAGUCGGACAAGAUCAGAUGACAACCGUUCUUUGGUCGAUCACAGAAAUUGAGAAAAUCGGGAGACCGCAUGGUCGGCGAUGUGGACGAUAUAUGCAUGUUGAAGGCUCGCUCAUCGCAACUCUCCCACCUUCAGGCAGCAGGUUGUUCAAAGGCCUUUGCGUCACUGCGGCGGUUUCGAUGUGUUCUUUGUCGGUGCAUUUGCCCCUGUGGAACAGCGGCGCGUGCGCCACGGGAGGUCCGGUUUUCGCUGGGUAACACAAGAUGCGAUUUCGGAUGAGUGAAGGG
Messenger RNA from Baudoinia panamericana UAMH 10762, 689 nucleotides. RefSeq lists its product as uncharacterized. Bases 231 to 659 code for a protein of 142 amino acids. The record is from RefSeq and is a predicted model, not a curated record. The transcript has a single exon. NCBI's taxonomy places the organism in Eukaryota, Fungi, Ascomycota, Dothideomycetes, Mycosphaerellales, Teratosphaeriaceae.